Molecule: messenger RNA, 3492 nt
Organism: Mixia osmundae IAM 14324
Lineage: Eukaryota; Fungi; Basidiomycota; Mixiomycetes; Mixiales; Mixiaceae
Exons: 6
Coding region: 277-3420 (1047 amino acids)
Source: RefSeq, a predicted model, not a curated record
CAGCAUUGCCGGACACCCGUGUCUUUCACUCUGUGUCCCUUUCUCUUGACUAUCUGAACAUAACAUAAUUCUCGAUCACAGCGAACCAAGUGCGACCAGGAGAACUUGUCUUAGAAUGCCGUUGAACCGCUCGGGGCGAUCCCUGGCGCUGGCGCUGACCGUUCGAGCUCUCGAUCGUGUCCGCCAGUGCCCGCACUCGUCAAGCUUGCACUUUCUCAGGAUCUGAGGUGCAAACCUCCUCCGACCAGCAAGAGGAACGUCUUGCAGCCAGCCAGUAUGAUCGAACAGAUUCCCACGCUUAGCAAGGAGUAUGAUGUUGAGCUUGCAACACCUGGCUCAGAGAAGGACGCCAAAUUCGACACGCUCACGUCAAGCCUAGACCAGGAGAAGCUCAACGCAAAGGUCGACGACUCGCCGAAUUUAGUGAGCGCUGCAGACGAUGACAUCGAUCCCGAGACGGGCAUCAAACGAUACACGGGGCCACGAGUUGCGCCCCGCCAUCGGUUCCUUGCGGCUUGGCAGCGUUACUUUGGCUUUGCCUCGACCUAUCGCCGCCAAUGGCUGUUCUGUGUCGCAACCAAUCUCGCGCUACUCUGCGUUGCGGCUACAGAGAAAUGGCAUUGGGCACACGAGAACAGCCAGAUCAUCACGCUCAUCAACAUUGUUAUUUGUGUGCUUGGCCGCAACGAGCUGUUCCUGAAGCUCCUGCUCGAUUUCUAUAUGCUCGCAUUCGCGCGCUUCCCUUUGUCCUGGCGAGUGUUGCUCUGCAAGCACGUCCAAGGCUUCGGCGGCAUCCACAGCGGGACGGCAGUCUCCAGCUUCAUGUGGCUCAUAUUCUUGCUCGUGCACGUCUUCCAGUCGCGGCAAUACUUGCCGGCUGUCGUGCUCACGUUUGCUGUUCUUGUUUCUGUCUGCAUCGCACUCAGUAUGCUUGUCGCCUUGCCGCCUGUGCGCUACUUCUAUCACGACUAUUUCGAGGCAGGUCACAGGUUCAUUGGAUGGACUUCACUCGCUUUCAUCUGGGUCCUCUGCAUCACGCUAUCAUUCUGGGACGUGCCAACGCAAUCAUGGAUUGCCAAGGCAUCGCGCUUGCACAACGCGCUACUCGCAUUGACGGUCGUGCUGACUGCGCUCAUCGUCGCGCCAUGGUUGUCGCUACGCAAGGUCGCAGUCGAAGUCGAGACGCCUUCCGAUAAGCUGGCAAUCCUCAAGUUCCCAGGCGGACUGGGAGACGGUUUUGCAGGCCGGAUCUCGCGUUCACCUCUCAUGGAAACGCAUGCGUUCGGCAUUACGAGCGAAGGGCCCGACGCAGAUUGCCAUUAUAUGGGCUGCGGCGUGCAAGGCGACUUUACUAAAGGUCUUGUGAGCAAUCCGCCGAAGUAUCUAUGGACGAGGAAGAUCCGAUUUGCUGCAGCCAGCUAUCCAGCCAGCAUGUUCAAGCGCGGCGUCGUCAUCGCGACCGGCGCGGGCAUCGGUGCCGUCCUCGCGACUGCCUUGCAGAACGAGCGAUGGUUCCUGAUAUGGGUAGCUAGUGAUCUCGAAAAGGCGAGUCCCUUCUUUCCCUCGCGCUUGCUGUUGCUGAAGUCUGAGCAGACGUUUGGCACGACAUUUCUGGAUAUGAUCGAACGGAAGAUCCCCGAAGAACGCAGAAUCAUCUGGGAUACGCGUAAGAAGGAACGUCCGCACACCAUGAAGCUAUUGGAAGAGGUCGUGGAGAUGUGGCAGGCCGAGGUUGUGUUCAUCACAAGCAACCCUAAAGGCAACAAGGACAUCAAAGAGGGCUGUUACGCUCGAGGCAUCUAUGCUUUCGGACCCCGACAGGAGAGAGUCAAGAUGCCAGAUAUGACGCAGGCCGCGCUGAGUCAGCUUCCCACCGCUUUCCUGUCGCCUAGUAGCCGUACACGCUCGUUUGUGGACUCGCAGUCUUCGAUCGCCUACGACAAGAGCUCGGCGGACGAUGAUGCAAUCUCAGCAGCCGAUUCGCAGACGCACACGCUCGCUACAUCGACUAUGACGCCCAAAUCGGCGCACGGGCUCCCUCAGCAGGCCAAGGUAAGGGCAUCAGGCAGUGCAGACCUACCAAACUAUCCAGAGAUCUACUAUCCCGGCCGAUCGGAUGCCAAAGGAAAGGCCUCCGUCUCCGCUCGGAUCUUGGGCGAUGGCAAUGGCGGUGUCUUGCGGCCCCGUUCGACGGCGGGCUACACUUAUACAGAGCAAGGUGUCAAUGGCGCCAAGAAGUCACUCAAGAAGCGCAGAAAGGCAAGAGGGGACGUACACCAGACGACCGGCCUCGUUGUCGACGAAGAUGGGCAUCUGCACGAUCCCGAGUAUGUCCACUUUCGAACGGCAACGCCGGUGCACGUGCAACAGCAACAGCACAUGCAGGCCCAGAAGAGACGCGAGAGUCAGUCAUCUGUGUCUAGUGAAUCGACUACAUCCAGUAUCGAAGCAACGGGACAUUACUCUGGCAAGAAUGCGACGGCGCCUCGAGAUCCGUUCAUGGGCUCGCUCAAGCCAUCCUCAAAUUACCGGUAUGACACCCCUUCGCGCACAUCGGUGAACCGUCCAUCGGCAGAUUCGGCAAGAAAUGAUGCCCUCCUCUCGCCAACUCACGACACAAGCAUGCUACAGCCUAGACGCGUCUCUGCUGAUUUUGCUGGCUCAAGCAGCAGAACGCCUAUAGUAGGAAGCACGGCCAACGGCACUUCCGUAAGAAACAAGCUUCGUUCUCGCGCUGCGCCCCACCAUAUCGAUACGGAGCGGACGACUCUGGCCAGUCAUCGCACCAACGUCACUUCACCGCUUCAGGAUGAGCCUGGUUUCGCUCGUGCAGCAGAUGAGACCUAUAACCCGUACACAUUCGUGCCUUCUACCGCGAUAGGGCGCAGCAGUCGGUUCAAGGAUAUGCCGCCGCCACAGCCACGCAAGACUGCCAGGCCAAUGUCGCAGGCCGCUUUGCAGAUCCCCACACAGGACGACGGGCUGGCAGCCAGUGCAGCGCCGAUGGCAAAAUCCUACAUGGAGGUUCUGCCAGACCCAGCCGCUCCUUUUGCGCCGCCAAAAGUCCCCUUUGCGCAGCCACUAGCCUCACCGAUGGCUGAUACGGUCUCAGAUGCCUCGGGCCGCAAGAAGAGGCGGCGGCCACGCACCGUUGGAGGCGAAAGCGCUAUGUCGACCUCGACCGUGCCGGAGGAGCUGCCGCCUCCCAGAUUGCAGACAACCUACCUCCCAUCAGCCGACAACCCUGAGCGACACCGGGGCGCUAGUCAUCUCAAAACAGGCAGAGCUACAACCGAUGACGCCAUUGGCGCCGGCUGCUACUCUGUCAAACGCGCUUGGCGUGGUUUCAUGCUCGACAUCAAAUUCUCUUGGUUCAGGCAGGUCUCUGUCACGCGAAUAAUGCUGCUGCUGACCCAUUGACAUAGGUACUGUCGCGAUGUCAAGCGGUCGAUGGGCUAGUCCCAACCCAAGAUGUCUUGUAAUUGAACAUGC